GUAAUAGUUGUUCUAAUGUGUGUAGGCAGUGUUUGUGUUGUGUGAGUGACCGACCGCAGCUCAUGGACGCCGUGUGGUGUUGGUCCGUGAUCCUGUAUUAACAGCUAUACUUUUCACCGAUAAUAAGACUACGGAUUAAACGAUAAUGGAUGUAGAUCUAUAUGAUGAGUUUGGUAACUACAUUGGGCCAGAGCUUGAUUCUGAUGAUGAGGAUGAUGAGGAAGAUGAUGAUGACUAUCAAGAUCAGGACCAAGAUGUGAAUGGCUUUGAUGAUGAUGAUGGAGUGGGGGGUGAAGAGGAGGAGGUAUCUGCACAGGCAGUGGUUCUACAUGAAGAUAAACAGUACUACCCAAGUGCUGCUGAUGUAUAUGGCCCAGAAGUGGAGACCAUUGUACAGGAGGAGGAUGCUCAACCAUUGACUCAGCCCAUCAUUCAGCCAGUAAAGGUAAAGAAGUUCAGCCAUGUAGAAAAGGACUUGCCAGUCACCUGCUACAAUCUAGAGUUUUUGGCUGAUCUUAUGGACAACCCAAAUUUAGUACGUAACAUAUCUCUGGUGGGCCACCUCCAUCAUGGCAAGAGCACAUUUGUUGACUGCCUUAUACACCAAACACAUCCAGAAUUCAGGAGCAAGGAGGAUGUUCCUGUACGAUACACUGACACACUGUUUACGGAGGGUGAACGUGGACUAAGCAUCAAGGCCACUCCCAUUACACUCGUCAUGCAGGAUGUACGCAACAAGAGCUUUCUUAUGAACAUCUUUGACACCCCAGGACAUGUUAACUUCUCUGACGAGGUGACUGCUGCCAUGCGGUUAAGUGAUGGGGUGGUGGUGUUUGUAGAUGCUGCUGAAGGAGUGAUGCUCAAUACACAGCGACUCUUGAAACAUGCAGUACAAGAACGAUUGGCCAUCACUGUAUGUAUUAACAAGGUUGAUCGCCUCAUUCUAGAACUCAAAUUGCCUCCACAAGAUGCUUAUUAUAAAUUAAGGCACAUAGUGGAAGAGGUUAACUCUCUUCUUCAGCAGUAUACAGAUCAGGAGAAUCCUCAAACCAUCUCUCCCCUGCUCGGCAAUGUUUGCUUUGCCAGCUCCCAGUAUUCUCUCUGUUUUACCCUCAAAUCUUUUGCUAAAAUUUAUUCCCAACAUUUUGGGUAUGAACUACCACUGGAAGAUUUUUCAAGACGGCUGUGGGGUGACAUAUACUUUAACCCUCGGACUAAAAAAUUUACAAAGAAGCCCCCAACAUCAACGGCACAAAGGAGCUUCGUAGAAUUCAUCCUUGAACCAUUAUACAAAAUAUUUGCUCACAUUGUUGGGGAUGUAGACACCCAUCUGAUGUCAUUAAUGGAUGAGUUGGGCCUACACAUGAGCAAGGAAGAACAGCGGAUGAACAUCAGACCACUGUUGAAACUCUUUAUGACUAAAUUCAUUGGAGACUUCGAAGGAUUUGUAGAUAUGUGUGUUCAACAUAUACCCUCCCCCAAGUCAUAUGGCAAACAGAAGGUGGAAUCAACAUACACUGGCCCUCAAGAUACGAAACUGGCAGAAAACAUGAUGAUGUGUGACCCUGAUGGUCCACUUGUUGUCCACACCACCAAGCAGUACCCUAAUGAAGAUGCAACAGCUUUUCAUGUGUUUGGACGUGUUCUUUCAGGAACCAUUCAUGCCAACCAGGAUGUCCGUGUAUUGGGUGAAAAAUAUACACUGAUGGAUGAGGAGGAUUCUCGCAUACUAACUGUUGGAAGGUUGUGGGUGUCUGAAGGCAGGUACAAUAUUGAAGUAAAUGCUGUACCUGCUGGCAACUGGGUUUUAAUUGAAGGAAUUGAUGAGCCAAUAGUCAAGACUGCUACCAUCACAGAUCUUCCUCCCAGCAGUGAACUCCACAUAUUCCGACCACUUAAGUUUAACACACAGUCUGUCAUCAAAAUUGCUGUUGAACCAGUAAAUCCCUCCGAAUUGCCCAAAAUGUUAGAUGGUCUUCGUAAAGUUAACAAAUCAUAUCCUCUGCUGAGUAAUAAAGUAGAGGAGUCUGGAGAACAUAUUAUUCUUGGAACAGGGGAAUUGUAUCUUGAUUGCGUUAUGCAUGAUUUACGGAAGAUGUAUUCCGAGAUUGACAUCAAAGUAGCUGAUCCUGUGGUCAGUUUCUGUGAGACUGUGGUCGAUACAUCUUCACUAAAAUGUUUUGCAGAAACUCCAAACAAGAGAAAUAAGAUUACAAUGAUUGCUGAACCAUUAGAAAGAGGUUUGGCUGAAGAUAUUGAAGGAGAAGUAGUGCAGAUAAAUUGGGACAGGAGACGACUUGGCGAGUUCUUCCAGACACGGUAUGAUUGGGAUGUGUUAGCUGCUCGAUCUAUUUGGGCUUUUGGACCAGAUCACAGUGGUCCAAAUAUUUUGGUUGAUGACACACUACCCUCAGAAGUAGACAAAAAUCUUUUGUCAUCAGUAAGAGAUUCAAUUGUGCAAGGCUUUCAAUGGGGCACAAGGGAAGGCCCUCUUUGUGAAGAACCGAUACGAAAUUGCAAGUUCAAGAUUCUUGAUGCCGUGAUAGCUGAAGAGCCUCUGCACCGUGGUGGUGGUCAGGUCAUUCCCACUGCAAGAAGAGUAGCUUACUCUGCCUUCUUGAUGGCAACGCCUCGUCUCAUGGAACCUUAUUAUUUUGUGGAAAUUCAGGCCCCUGCAGAUUGUGUGUCAUCUGUAUAUACAGUAUUAACAAAACGACGUGGUCAUGUAACCCAGGAUGCCCCUGUAGCUGGUUCUCCACUUUAUACCAUCAAGGCAUUUAUUCCAGCCAUUGAUUCCUUUGGAUUUGAGACAGAUUUACGUAUGCAUACACAGGGUCAGGCCUUCUGUUUGAGUGUGUUUCACCAUUGGCAAAUUGUGCCAGGUGAUCCCUUAGAUAAGAGCAUUGUAAUUCGCCCCUUAGAACCCCAACCUGCCACUCAUCUGGCGCGUGAAUUCAUGAUCAAGACUCGGCGAAGAAAGGGUCUCUCUGAGGAUGUGUCUAUCAACAAAUUCUUCGACGAUCCUAUGUUGCUGGAACUUGCCAGACAAGAUGUGACACUGAACUAUGCAUAAGGUGUAGUCAUUGUUUGUUCAUACUCAUAUAUUGAUCAUCUCUGUAAAGGUUAUUAAUCUGGGAUACUGAAUAAUUUCUACAUGUCUGCACUCUUAUUAAUAGGAAUUCUUUUGUACAAUAAAUAAGAAAAAGUAUAUACUGUAUAGACCAAUGUACUAUAUAAUGAAUAUAUUAUGGAGUGUAUUACAUUAUAGUUUUGAAUAUGAUACCUGUAAUUUUGAACUUUUAUGAGGUAAAAUACAAAAAACUCCAUGAUUUA
This is a messenger RNA of Homarus americanus (American lobster), 3333 nucleotides long. Its product is annotated as 116 kDa U5 small nuclear ribonucleoprotein component-like. Gene Ontology annotation, cellular component: U4/U6 x U5 tri-snRNP complex; U2-type catalytic step 2 spliceosome; cytosol. Bases 146 to 3073 code for a protein of 975 amino acids. Gene Ontology annotation, molecular function: U5 snRNA binding; GTP binding; GTPase activity. The record is from RefSeq and is a predicted model, not a curated record. Gene Ontology annotation, biological process: mRNA splicing, via spliceosome. Lineage: Eukaryota; Metazoa; Arthropoda; Malacostraca; Decapoda; Nephropidae. The transcript is spliced from 5 exons.